Messenger RNA from Rotaria socialis, 1833 nucleotides. Lineage: Eukaryota; Metazoa; Rotifera; Eurotatoria; Philodinida; Philodinidae. The record is from the annotation of a GenBank genome assembly.
AUGUCAAUUUUUGAACAAGCGUCUUCGCGACCUGGUUCUCGGUUCGGAAAACUUUCAUCAAAUAUGUUCUUUACUCGAAAUACUGCGAAGCCCAAACGUGUACGACACAUUGAAGGAUUAAAUGGAGCACUCAUUUGUAAUGUGAAUGAUGAUGCAUCUGUUGUUAAUAUACCACGUUCUACUUCACUUAACUUUAAUAGAACUAAUUUACCUGCAUUUGAGACUUCACGUCGUACUGAACGACUAGUCCCUCCAACAGGCUUUUGGAAUACUCAUGGCAUUAUUCAUGAUACAGAACGUUGGAAACAAGAAUUGGCUGCUUUAGCUUCUGCUAGUGGCAUCGGAUUAGAAAAAGAUGAUCAUAAACAUUUAAACAAAUCAACAACAGCAACUGCUGACCAACAACAUGCAUCACGAUCGGGUGCUCAUUAUUCAACAAGAACAGGACGUUUCAAUGAAGGAACUGCAACGUCAAGAGGUCGGACUGGUUCUAAGCAUGGCACGGCAUAUUCGGAUACGCUAUUUAAUGUGCCUGAAAACGAAAGAGAAAUGUGGAUGCUACAAGUGCUUUGCCAACUUCUUGGUACAAGUCACUUGGAAGAUGUUCAAUCAUGGCUUGUUUCGGCUGCACCAGCUGAAAAAGAACAAGCUCGUACAAUGAUUAAUGCUGCAUUACGUGGAUUGAAAGAAUCAGAACGUACAGUUGACCCGACUCCACAAUCUGUUGAUUUUAAUUCAUUGUCGAAUUUUGUUGAAAAACAACAAAACGAAGAGAAACAUGUCUCUCAUAAAUUUAUUCAAGAUACUCUUAAUCGGUCUGCACCUGUUUUGCCAUCUAUUGAUGAAGAACAACAUGCUGAUAUGGGUUUAAAUGGUGGAUUGGGUUAUGCAGAAAAUAAUAAUGAACAUUUGAAAUCAUCAGCACAUGGUAAAACAACGUAUGGACGCGCUUAUCACAAUUUUAAUCAACGAUCCUUUUCAUCGUUCGAUAGUGGAUCACCAAAGAAGAACAAUGAUCCAUUUAAUGAAAAUGAAGAAGAAAAAGAAGAAGAUAAUGAAGAACAAAUCGAUACAAUACAUCUUGACGAUGAUCGACAACGGCCUCGGUCAGGAUUGUCACUAAAAGCAAAAGUACAAACGAAAAAAUCUCAAUCAUUUGUUGAACGACCACCUUCAAGUCAUAAAAAGAAACAUCGUGUUGAAUCACUUGAGUUUACUGAUAAUGAUAAUGAUAAUAAUAAUAAUAAUAAUAAUACUCAUCUACACAAUAAAAAUGAAACCGAUGAUGACAAUCAACAACAAGAUUUAGUGGCAUCAUCUAAUAAAGUAAAACCAUUAUCAAGUCAAGAUGAUCAACGUAAAGUACGUAAAAUUCGUGACCUACAAAAUAAACUAUCGCGUCAAGAAGAAGAAGCAAAAAAGAAAUUCAAUGAAUUACAAUCAAAACAAUCACGCCUUGAAAAUGCAAUUAAGUUACUGUCUAAACAAGCAUCGUCUUUCAAAAAACGUCGACAGCAUAAAACUGAACAUGUCGAAGAUUUAGAUGCUCCUGUUGUGAAUGUUAUCAUUCAAUCGCCAAGAGAAACUGAUCCUCGUGAUAAAUCACAAGAAACAAUUUCAUUAGGGAAACAGCUGGCACUCUCAACUCUUCCUUCUAAUGAAAAAUCAAAACAUAACCGAAAUGGUAAUAGCAAUACCAAAAUUGGAGACUAUACUAUUCAAGAUGUCAAAGUACAAAUCAGUCUUUCUCGCCUAGAUAAUCAUCCAGCGAAAGUUUUUGCGGGUGUAUGGAAACCCGAUGCAUCGACACUUCAUCGUCUUCAAGGAAAUUAG